AUGAGGGCUUCACUCGCCGCUUUGCGCUGGGUCCGAGAUGCCCUAAAGCCACAGGACAGGGAUGACCAUCCAGGUUUCGAGGCCCAGCAGAAGACGUCGCGGCCGCGGUCCAGGUCACCGAGAGCCGCGGACUCCAAGGCCUGGUGUGUUGCCUGCCAGCGCCUGGACUUUGGUCGCUUUUGCCCGCAGUGUGGUGAAAAGCUGGUGACUCCAACACACGAUAUGUGUGUCGUGACGCCUUCCGGACAGUGGCUGCUGGAACCCUCAGAGAGUUGCGGAGACGCAAACAGGCCUGAGCCUUCAAAAUUGAAGCUGGAUGCUCCAGAGCCGGAGCUCAGGGAUUUGUCGGCUGACCUCCGCUCCCCGCGGCGGACGGCUGUGGCGCCAUUGUCGUCAGCCUCUGUGUCGGGCGAAAGUUGCUCGUCCUUGGCGCCUGCUCCGGACGAGGACGAUGAGGACGCGGAGGAUGCAGAGGACGCAGAAGAUGAGGAAGAUGCAAAGGACGUGGAGGACGCGGAGGACGCGGAAGACGCGGAAGACUCGGAGGAGUCGGAGGACGCGGCAGCUCCUUCAGCUUCCAAGGCGCUCCCAAAACUCAGCGCCAAGCUCUCAGAGCCUGAGCCUGUGGAGCUGCCACGCACCGCGGCCACCCAGCUAGACGAGGAGGAGGCUUCAGAAGAGGACGAGAAGGAUGAGGCUGGCGCCAGCGAGGCGGAGCAGGAGCAGGAGGUGGAAGAGGAGGUGGAGCAUGAGGAGCAGGAGGAGGAGGAUGAGGAGACCGAGGCAGAGAAAGGGGAAGAGGAGGCAGCAAAGGGUCAGGAUCUCCAGGAGCAGCGUGCCGCGGUGAUGCAGGUGGAGGACCCUCCUGCACUUCUUGAGGUCGAGGAUCCCAUUGCGGGGGAGGUCGACACGGAGGAAGAGGAGGAGGACGAGGACCAGGAUGGCGAGGAUGGCGAGGAUGGCGAGGAGGAGGAGGAGGUUGAAGUCGCUGCAGAGGAGGCUGCAGAGAAGCCGCCGAGCAAGACAGAAGCAGAGGUAGGGGCUCCACCUCAAACUGAGAAGCUGCGCUGUCCGAAGGAAGUGUCCAAUGGCAAGGCGCCGAAAGGCCUGCCCAAAGCCCAAGACAGCCUGCGAAGAAAAGGCGAGAAAGCCGCAGCUCCCAAGAAUCAGGUCAACGGCAUCAAGGGCAUCAAGGGCGAGGACGCACAUGGUGAGCCAGCGACGCCCCCAAGGGUGAGAAAGUCCGCUGAAGCUCGCGAGGAGUCCGCAACGCGAAGCGCACCAAGGUCAGCUCCAAGGUCAGCCCCAAGAGGGAAGUUCCUCGCUUUCGUGGCAAAGAAGCGGCAUAACAGCUUUGGGCAGAAAGUGUCUGAGAAGGACUCUGCCAGUGCCCCUUCUCACACUGAGGGCACGCCACGGAAGGCGCGGCCGACCUUGUCGCAGCUGAUCAUGUGCCGUCGGGCGGAAGCGCCACUGAAGCGGCAAGUCAGGAAGGCCAUGCCCAUGGCAGGCGCAGGCGGCGCAGGCGGCGCAGGCGGCGCAGGCGGCGCAGCCCAAGAAACACCACUGAGACGGCUCAAGGGCAAGCAGCGCUUGACCCGUCCAGCGCAUCCCGUGAAGAAUGCCAAAGCACCACCAGUUGGCAAGCCGAAGGCGAAGGCGAAGGCCAAAGCCGCUGAGGCACAGGUUGUGGCCUCUGAGUGGGUGGGAGAGUGUGCACAGGAUGCCUACCAGAUCUUCAGCCACUUCGAGAGCACUGCCGGCGCGGACCCUUCGGGCUGCCUGGCGCGCCUCCGGGCGCUGAGGGGUAUCCACGGCCAUGCCAAGAUGUCCAAGGCCCUCGAGAAUUGUGCCGAGGCGAUACUAUGUUCUGCUGACUGCCGAUCCAGCUUCCUGCUUGUUGACGGCUGUCUAGACCUGCUUGCCACGAUGGCUUUGGAGGCUGAAACCGAAGAGAAGACGCCGGGCCGAUUGCUGGCCUGGCUUGUGCAGCGGCUUGGCAGUGAGGCCGAGGCGCUUCGCGCUCGAACAGCGCGUUGUCGAGCAGCUUGCCUCCUAUGGCGUCUGCUUCCACCUCCGGGCAAGGCGAACGCACAGGUCCUGAGCAGACACCUGACCGAAGCUGCGGGCCUGGCACUGCUGGAUCUUGCCAAGGACCGUACGCCAGCAGUGCGACUUGCAGCGGCGCGUGGGCUCAGCCGUGUCGAAGGUGAGGAGUUCUGCUCGGCGCUGCAGCACCUGGCCAGCCGCGAUAUCACCCCUGCUGUCCGCUCAACGGCCGUCAUUGCACUUGCAGAGCGGGGUGCUGCAGAGGAGGUAGCGGGGAGAUGCCUCGACGCAGCACCGCGUGUGCGGUGCUGGCUUUUCGAGGCGCUGGAGAAGCAGGAGCCUGGCAAGCUGCUAGCCGACGUCGUACGCCUGGGAUUCAAUGAUGCCAACGCUGAGGUUCGAGGUGCCUGUGAAUCCUACCUGAUGAGUUGGCUCUCGAAGCAGCGUGAGGUCAAAGGUGCUGAAGCCCUGCUCCAGGACAUGGUCCAGCAGUUGGACGAGACCACUGCAGAGAUGGUGUUGAAGGUUGUCUUUGCAUCCUCCGACUGGACGGCCUGCUUAGAUGCGGUAGCCUCCAGGGCUCCAGGCGCCGACGCCGCAGCUGCGCUGAUGUGGCGAGUGGCAGCACAGCUGUCCGAUGCCGCCGUUCCGGACGCAAAGCCGUUACCCCUCCAGGCCAUGUCAGCCGUGGAGCUGGAGCGGUGGCCGCUGUUGCGCCAGCUUCUCUGGCGCCUCCUCCAGGAGGAAUGCGGAAGUACGCAGGACCUCUUGGAGGUAGCUGACACGGUGCUGCGAGAAGCACCUCCAGAUGAUCUGGGAGAUGGAUCCAUGACCUCACUGCAUCACUUGGCGGUGGCGCUACUGCGGCGAGCCGACCCCGAGGGCGUCAACUGCACGGUCCUGACGAUGUUGGAAGAUUUCCAGGAUGAGGAUGGGAUGCGGCAGUUUGACAGCUUGCUGAAGAAAAAGAACGUCGCGGAAUGCACACGUCUUGACAGCCUGUCCAACUUGUCUCAAAAGACCUUGCGAGGUCUCUGUGUCAUCGACGCAGUUCUGUCCCAGUCAUCCGUGAAAGCGAACCCUGCGGGUGAGGACAUGCCUCCUCUGCUAGGUGGGACUGAGCUCCUUCAUACUUGGCUGCGUCCGGCACUGAACCGCGCCGAUGCUGCCGAGCCUCUGCUUGGCGGUUGCUGGUCCCGCCACCGCGUGCUGGCAGUGAGGUGCAUGGCCCUGCUCACCUCUGUGGAGCCUGAAGCUGCCUCCUCGAAUUGGCCCUUCUUCUUGUCACUGCUGCGGCGAUUUGGCUGCCGGCCCGGGCGUGAUGCAGAGCUUAUCACGCAGACCUGCGCCAUGUUCCUGUCGGAUGUGUUGCUGCUGCACAGCGGAGCGACCGAGUGGUUACCCGACCCCGGGGCCAAGUGUGCGGCGCUGCUUGCGGCCUUGCGGAAGGCCAAGGCCGUAUCGCCACAGUUGCGCAGGAAGCUUUCCGAGAAGGUUGCCAUGAUGAUGUUGUAUGGAGCAGAUCGAGGCACAAACAUGGAGUCCACCUGGGCACUGACCUCCAUGAUGCUUGAAGUGUUUCAUCAUCCCUUGGGGAAGCCCAGCAACGAAGACUUGGACCUUGCGAAGCUGGACUUGGAGGAGGCGGAGGAGGCUGCGCAUCGAGGACGCCUUCUGUGCUUCUUUGGGUGCCUGGGCCGCGCCUCUCCGGCGCACGCGGCACGGCUCGGUGCAGUGGCGGAGCUGCUCCUGGCCACGGAUCUUUGGCACUUGGCGGUGCCGCGGCCAUUGACUUCGGUGCGAGGCUCCCAGACCUGGCGCUACUUGCAACUUCCGCGUCUACUCCGUCUUGUCUGCCAGCAGCUUGCAGCUUCCUGUGCCAGCCAGGUGGGAAGGCCAGCGGCGCGACACAGCGCCGCCAUCUGGCUCCAGCAGGUUUGGCGGCCGCUGGCGUUGCUCUGCUUGGAUGUUGACGAGGAACCCCUGCUGGCGGAGCUGCUGCGGGCAGCAAUUGUGCCGGUGCAGGCCGUCGGCCGUUCUUGCUCCGCUCCCCUCUCGGCUGCUGGGGACUUCUGGCCCUUCGUCGCUCGGGAGGUCUCAGAAGCUUGCCAGGAGAUCUCCACAAAGUGGUCUGAAAAGCGCUCCAAAGAUUCGGGCGAGGCCCAGCUGAAGCCCAUCCUCCGAGGGCUCAUCCAGUGCCUGCAGACAGUCAAAAUCGACCAGGUCGCUUCUUCCCUGCCGAAUUGGGAGGAGGUGCGUGAAGAAACACGCGACCGGCGGCUCCAGCUCCGACAGGAUAUGGAUGGCUUAGAGAUCGACAUUAGCGACCUCAUUGCACAGGCUCUUCAUGUAGAGGGAGGUCCUGCGAGGGGCCGCAAGCGACGCAGUGGACAAGCCUCUGAUGAUGACAGCGGAGAAGCUCUAGCACCAAAGCGAUUGGCUCGCACCCUGUUUAUUGGCCGCCCUGGAAGCUGUUGA
Molecule: messenger RNA, 4527 nt
Organism: Symbiodinium natans
Lineage: Eukaryota; Dinophyceae; Suessiales; Symbiodiniaceae
Source: the annotation of a GenBank genome assembly